AUGUCUCCCACGCACACGACGCAUUCCACGCAUCCAUCCAUCCAUCCCAUCCAUCCGCGCAAAUCAACCAACCAAACACCCGAAUCUCUUGUCUUUGCCAGACUGGCACCUCUUCAUCCGUUUGUCAGCUCCAUUCUUCGCCUCCCCCCUCCACCUUUCCAGUCUUUCCAACCCAUCACAAAUCGAGAUCUGAGAUCCCAAUUGCUGGCUGUCAUCGUCUUGUCCCACCGUUUCCCACUUUUCGCCAUCACGGCCGCAACCAUCUCCCGCUGUGCCAAACUUCCAAGACAUAUCGACGCCGUUGAUGUUCCAACUCCACACUUUUGCAGUUUCGCCCCCGGCCUCACUGCGGCAUUCAUCCCAAGCCCAGCUUUACAUGCAAAAGAUGGGUACCCUUUGGUCUGA
Molecule: messenger RNA, 405 nt
Organism: Colletotrichum costaricense
Lineage: Eukaryota; Fungi; Ascomycota; Sordariomycetes; Glomerellales; Glomerellaceae
Exons: 1
Coding region: 1-405 (134 amino acids)
Source: RefSeq, a predicted model, not a curated record